This is a messenger RNA of Morone saxatilis (striped sea-bass), 1423 nucleotides long. Its product is annotated as perforin-1-like. Bases 11 to 1423 code for a protein of 470 amino acids. The record is from RefSeq and is a predicted model, not a curated record. The transcript is spliced from 3 exons. NCBI's taxonomy places the organism in Eukaryota, Metazoa, Chordata, Actinopteri, Moronidae.
UUUCAUACAGAUGGCAAGGCUGUGGCAGCUCAUGCUCCUGUGUUGGGCAUGGAGUCCUCUGUGUCUGCCAUCCAGUGUGAGCUUCAUUGGUACACCGCAGGAGUGUGCGAAGGCUCACUUUGUCCCUGGUUACAAUCUGGGUGGAGAAGGAUUCGACAUCGUCACAAUGGAGCGGAAAGGUGCCUAUGUCAUAGACACUGAAACAUGGAAGCUUGGCAAUGGCACUUGCAGGCUGUACAGAAACAGCUACAUGAAUGGAGAGAGCCAGAAGGUCCCAGUUGCUGUGGUGGACUGGAGAAUCCUCCCCAAGUGCAGUUUAAAGGUCUCCAGUACAGUCUACGAUUCUGUCGAAACUCUUGUCAAUGACUCCACAUCAUCUGUGUCCAACAAUUGGAAAAUCGGCCUUGAAAUCCCUGUAGACCCUUCUGUCACUGUUGGGGUUGGCUUAGGAGGUUCCCACUCCAGAGAUUCUACCUUUGGCAUGCAAAAGUCAAAACAAGACCGCUACAACUUCUUUCGACAUUCUGUCUUCUGUAGCUUCUACCGCUACAGGCUGGCCACAAGACCUCCACUGAGUCAUGAGUUUCAAUCAGCCGUGAACUCCCUUCCUUCCUAUUCCCAAAAAGCAGAGCAAUUAUAUCGCAGUCUGAUCGACACAUAUGGCACACAUUACAUCACACAAGUCUCUCUGGGAGGAGAAAUAAAAGCAAUCACUUCAAUCAAGACCUGCCAGGCAUCUAUGAAUGGACUGUCAGCAACAGAGGUCAGUGACUGUUUGUCAGUCGAGGCCUCUGCUAGCUUUGCAAAUAGUGCCAGCAUUAAGGCCAUGUAUGAACACUGUCAGGCAAAGAAGAAGAAGCACCUCACGCUGCUUGAACAAGUUCUGCCAACCAGUAUGUCAUCUAGACCUGGCAAAUCUUCGAAAAAGCCUGAGCAGCAGACAACUUUAGCCGGCAGUGCCGACAUCAAUAAUGCUACUCUAGCUAACAUGCUAGCUGAGCUGCGGGCGGACCUGUUGACCAAACCUGACUCACUAGCCGUCAGAUUUGAAAACAAGCUUGCUGCCAUAGACUCCAAGCUAGACGGAUUGCAGAUGACGGUGAUCAACCAUGAACAACGUAUCUCCGAUCUGGAGUCUGGGCUGAACCAGCUCCAGUCUUUAGAGGCAACGGUAAUCACAAUGGCUGAAGAUAACGCCAAGCUGAAAGCUAAGAUCAACGAUAUAGAGGGGAGAAGUAGACGGUGCAAUGUGCGUCUUAUUGGAGUGCCUGAAGCAAUCGAGGGCACACGACCCAUGUCGUUCUUCUCUACUUUUCUGGUGGAUGUGCUGGGAGAAGACGUGCUUUCAGCCCCUCCAGAGCUUGACAGAGCUCACCGAGCACUCAAACCCAAACCAGCUGAGGGGCAAAACCUAGAGCCGUGA